This is a messenger RNA of Sphaerodactylus townsendi, 5817 nucleotides long. It is a transcript of the gene CFAP43, whose product is annotated as cilia and flagella associated protein 43. The record is from RefSeq and is a predicted model, not a curated record. Gene Ontology annotation, molecular function: protein binding. Gene Ontology annotation, biological process: cilium assembly; sperm axoneme assembly. The transcript has 39 exons. Lineage: Eukaryota; Metazoa; Chordata; Lepidosauria; Squamata; Sphaerodactylidae. The coding region runs from base 46 to 5133 and encodes 1695 amino acids. Gene Ontology annotation, cellular component: axoneme.
CCCCGCACAGCUGGGGGAGGACCCGGCGACGAACUUGAAAGGGCAAUGGAGCCUGCAAAAGCGUCUCGGCGGCCGGCGACUCCUCAGCACAGAGCCGAGUUGGAAGUGAGAUGGGUGCAAGGAUUCACCAAAAGAAAACUUGGCUUUGUGAACAACAAAACUAUUUGUUAUCCUUGCGGGAAUUAUGUCAUUUUUAUCAACUUUGAAACAAAGGCGAGGACAAUCUUACGAUGCAAGAAUGGAAGUGUGGGAGCCUUUGCAGUGAACGGGAACCAGGGAAUGAUAGCUUUUUCUGACCGCCAAAUGGAACCUACAAUCUACGUUUAUGCCUGUCCAGAGCCAAGAAAGCGAGCUAAAUUGAAAGGGCAGGCUGGCUUGGACUAUUCCUUGCUUGCAUUCAGUCAUACAGGCUCUUACCUGGCCAGUUACUCCUCAAUCCCAGAAUUUUCUCUUUCCAUAUGGGACUGGAGCAAAAAAACCCUACUGUGCAGUCAGUCACAGCCAGGAGUAGAUGUGACUAUGAUGAGUUUUAAUCCCAUGAGCUGGCACCAGUUGUGUUUGUCUAGUGGGACCUCUGUUACUCUCUGGAAUAUUGAAAGAAGUGAUAAUGAGCACCUUCUGAAGUCAAAGCCAGUCAUUCUCCCUGCUCAAGAUGGAUCUACAAUAAAUGAACAGAAUGACUUUUUCUGCUUUAUCCAUGGUCAUGAUCCAUAUUUUGGUCCUGUACUGCCUAAUUCAGCUGUUGCUGGUCUUGUAGGCGAUGAAGCGGAAACAUUUAAACCUAAAGAUGAUACUCAGCCUACAGUUCAUCCUACUGUCCACUGCUGGACACCAACUUCUGACUUGUACAUGGGUUGUGAAGAAGGAUAUUUUUUGAAAAUUGGUGCAGACACAUUCAAGGCUAUUACUGUUCAUCAGAAACUUUCACCAGAUGCUAAAGCAAAACUACGUGCAACGUUUCGGUCAUUGUCCCACUAUAGUGAGAAAUCUCAAGAUGAUGAAAGGCCUGAAAUUCAAAAUGUAAUCCUGUUUGCUAUGGCACUACACAAGGAUGGACUGUAUGCAGCUGGAAGUGAUGGUGUUGUGCGUUGCUAUCAAGUCAAAGGCACACAAUUUCAAGCAGAAGAUUGCCUAGAAGUGGAGGAUCCCAUAACAAAUCUCAUCUUCUCCCCUGACUACAGUUACUUAUUAGUUGAAACAGAAAAAGGAUCUCUUUAUAUCUUUAAUCCUAAUGAUAAUGAAGAUGUGAUCCUGUUAUUAGAUGCAAGUGAAGGACAGUUCCUCGGGGUUGAUUUUGUUGUUCCAGGAUCUGAGCACUGUGUGUCCGUAGCAGAAUCAGGGGAGUUGCAUAUUUGGCAGACAGAAAAUGGAGCUUGUGUCAGCAAGGUAUCUCUGCACGUUGCGGCCACAGCAAUGGCUUGCAGCUUGUCCUCCCACUGUGUGGCAGUGGGAACUAAAAGAGGCUACAUUUUCUUCAUAAAUGUUGCAGAUGUUAAACGUCCUAAGGUGGUUCAUCGGGUUUUAGUUACUGAAUUUCCUGUGCAGUUUUUGCACUAUGAACAAAGUGGUCAGUUUCUUAUAAUAGGAGCUUCUGAUGGAUGUGUCUUUAUUUUAAAUGCCCUGCCUUCAACUUCAUUCCAAGUUCUUGGAUACAUAGCGUUAUGCCAAGCGAUUAUUGACCUGACUUCACUUUAUGAUGUAGAGAAAGAGACAUCUGAAAUUAUUGUACUCUUUCGUGAUCCAGACACCAAAAGAGCAAAAUUGGAAGUGUUUAGCCUUCCCGAGAAGAUCAUCUCAGAUAAUGAAGAGUGUAUCAGUGAAAGGGGGAUGUUAAAAGACCAGGUCAUUUGGAAGCGCACCUAUGACUUAGAUUGCCCUCUGAGUUCUGUGGUCAAGCGGAAGGACACCACUGUGUAUGGCUAUGACAGCCAUGCCCCUUUCAUCUGUAAAUACCAUUUUGCUUCAAAGAUAAGCUGGAAAGAUUCACCAGUUUUGACUUCAGAGAAGAGGAUACCAAGCAAGCAGUUUGGACGAGCUUUCCUACGUUUGUCACCCCAUGGCAAGUGGCUGGCUUCAGUAGCUGAGAGUGGAGUAUUAAUUAUCCAUGAUGCUGCGACUUUGGACACUCUUGUUCAUGAGCACUGCCAUUCCUAUCAUGAGCAUGGAAUCAGGUCAAUGGCAUUCUCCCUGAAUGGCCAGCUCAUACUUGUCAGUGGUGCAGAUGGAGCCAUUGUUUUGCUGAAAUGGAAGAGGAUCAGUGAGCGCAAACUGAGGGAUGCAGCUGAUUUUGGGAAUUAUCUUCUUAGCAACUUAAACAACUACAUUUUCCAGGAGAAUAGAUUUCUAGCGAAGAUGCCAGAAUGGACAACGAUAUCAGGAAUAAGUUCAGAAUCUUCACUCUUUCAAAGUGAUUCUCAGACAAAGUUUAAGAAACGAUCAAUUGUUGAAAUUGGAGAGGAAGAUGAGCUUUUCCUUCUGACUCAAGAAAAAUUUUCUGAGGCAACAUGGGUAGAUCAGAAAACAAGAAAGGCUAUUGAAGAAGAAACUGCCAAAUUCUCUGGGAAGAGAAAUGAAGUGAAACAAGGAAUUAAAAAGCUCCGUAAAAAGAUUCAGGAAAUGAUGUUUGAAAAUGCAAAGGUACCUAACAUUGAGAAACUGGACCAACAAGAAUUCGACUUGGACAUAGAAGAACAAGAAAGACAACAAAUAGAAAGUGAAAAAGAAGUGACACGGAUAAGGAAGGAUAUAGAACUUGAAAAUCUGGCCAAUGCCUAUUUACGUGAGAUCAUCAAGAAAGACUGCUGGGAUGCCAUGUCAGUUAAAGGUCGUUCUGUUCGGGGCUUUCACUUAUCAUGUGAAAUACAGAAUUAUCCUAUGAAAGAGCGGAGCCAUGAAGAGCUGGCCUUCUUGAAAAAAAUUCUGCAUAUGAAGAAGAUUGAAAAGGCUGAUCUGAAGCUUCGAAGGGAUAUUGUUGAUUUUGAGUCUCAUGCUCCAGUCACUAAAGAAGAAGGAGAGAAGACAGAAGAAGGAGAGAAACAGGAUGAAGAGGCAAUAGAUGCUCUGGAAGGGAGCUUGAGUUCUCACUUUGGUGCAGAUACAUCUCUUUUAUAUUCCCAAAUGGAAAUGCACACUCGGGAAGAGAAAAUCAAUCAGAUUAUAUUACUACGGGAUGUUAUUUAUAAUGUGAAAACUGCCUUUAAUAAUGAAUUUGACUCAGUUUCUCGAAUGAAGGAGUUGGAGAUUGCACGUGUUAAGGAAAGGAAUGUGAGGAUCUCUGAGAUCCUGAAGCAGUUGGAGAUCCAAGAGGAGAUCUGGGAACCAACUUUGACAAAUAAUGAGACACCAGAGCGAGAUCUGAUAGUCCUAGAUUCAGAGAUCAAAGUAGAGAAGUACUUGACCCCAGUUCAGAAAGCAAAAGAAAAAAUUAUGUCCAGGAUUAAUUACAAAAGGCGUCUUGCUGCUAUGGGGGAUAGAGCAAGAGAACGUGGGCUUAUGGACAUGAUGAAUGGAGUCCUUGAAGUCAAAAAAGAAGACAUUUUGAAGCUGGAGAUCCCACCACCUCCUUUUGCAGCAAAAGUAGAGAGUCUCUGGAAUGAAGAUGAGAAAAAAGUGUAUAAAGAAUAUGAGAAGAAAGUGAAGGAACUGAAUGAAGAAAGAGAGAAAUACCGAAAGAUUCAGGAAACUGAAUUGAGGAAGCUUCAAAGCUCUGUUCAGGAAACGACACAAGCAUUUGAUGAAAUUUUGAACAGGCUGUUUGAGAAAAAAGUCAAGUCAGAAAUGAUUAUAUACCAGGAGGAACUCAAAAUAGCCAACCUCCUGUACUCAUUGCUUUUGGAUGAAGAGCUGAGCACAAGGGAAGCUGGGCUCAAUCACUAUCUUGAAAAAAAGAGGAAAGAAAAGAUGUUGACUGGUGAUGCAGUCAAGGUAGCCAGAGCACAAGUAGAUGCUUUCAGAGAGGCCUAUGACAUCUUCGUUGCUGAAGACAAACUUAUGGAACGUGGUUUUAGAAAGGAAUUUUCCGAUGUUCCAACUCAUCACAUUGAUCAGUUAUUCAAACUUUACAAACGUCGGCCUAGAGCUCUCAAGACAAAGGUUGUACAUGACACCGCUAACCCCUAUGGAGAUAGGCCAGGCUCUGUCAAAGCAUUUCAGGAUGCUUAUGUCCAUUUAAUGAAAGCUAUUGAUGAAAUGGAUGAAUUUGAAAACAAACCAGAGGGCAUUGACUAUACCGUUUGGGAGCGUUUCUGUGUGUCUAGACGAGCCAAAGCUGAAAGUGAACAGCAGAUUAAACAUAAAGCACUGACACUGGCAGAGAUGCAGACCUUCCUUCAGAAGAGAAAUGAGGAUGAUGAGAACUCACGGAAAGACAUCGAGCAAAUCUUCAGUGAACUUAAUAUACUUCGGGAGAUGAAGAUGAAAUUUCAAUUGGAUUUGAUGGUCCAAUUUCUCUUUAAACAAGGGCAAGUGGAGCUUGAUGGCAUCAAUUUAAUCCCUGAUUACACCGAUGCUAUUCUUAUCAACAGGAGCAUCGUUGAGGACCUGAACAGCACUAUCCGUGCUCAGGGAGAAAGGAAAGUUGCCAGCAUGGUAGAAAGCAAAGAUUUUCGAAAAGGGAUAUUUCAACUGGAAUGGGACCAUAAAAAAAUUCAGAUGCAGAUUGAUGAUCUCAACCAAAAGGCUCGAGAUAUUCAAAAACUGAAUGUUACAAAGGAUCGCCAACUUUUUUUAACAGUAAUGAAUUACGACAGUCGAAUGAAUCGGGAGGUCUCAGUAAUGGAGGCUACACUUACUUAUCUAGAUAAGGUUCAUAAGAAAAAUGUGCAACAACAGAAGAAAUAUGCCAACGAACUGGAGAAGCAAAUUGAUCAGAAAAAGGUUUCAAAUCUGAAACUCAGCAAAGAGAUAUGUGAAAUGCUUGUUUCUGUGUCAGAAAGGCGGCACAUUUUUGAGACUUCAGAUUCAGAACAACUGAAGCAAAAGAUUCAUAAAGAACGUUAUGAAGACAUUUUACAGCGACAGCAGCUUGUGGAACUUGCCAAAGCACAGGCUCAGGAGUUGUCCCUCCUUCAGGCUGAAGUGGAGAGGCUGAGAUUGAAAACAUUCCCUGCUUUCUUUAAUGUGCAAGAAUAUUAGUACUGUGGUGCUCUAACAAAGGACCCUGAAAAGAUUUAUUAAUUCCAGUAUUAUAUUUCAGAUUGUCAUCAAAUACAAGUUUAAUAUGGUGUCAGAAUUAAUAAAGUGAUAAUAUAGCUGACAAUAUAAUGCCAAGACUUUGAGUAGAUUAUUUCAUGUUUUCAUCAGCAAAAACUGGAAGGCAGCUGCAGCUCUAUACAUUGUAAGCAGAUCCAAAGGUGAGAAAACAAGUAACCCGUUGAAAUAUCAUCAGGGUGGAUUUUUUUUUUUAUUAUCACUGUGUAACUUCCAUCCACAAAGUGGUAGAAGAAAAAGUCCCACUGAUCUCUUCUCCGCUUCGGAAUUAUUCAGAAUUUAUGGAGUAGUCACUGACCAGUUUUUGGAUGUAUGAAGUUUUUUACUUUCUCCAAGUUUUCAAGACAUAUGAAAUUAAGAUCAAUCUGGUCUCCCAUUAUUAUACUGUCAAUUAUAUGAUCAUUUUAUUCAAUAUGAUAUUGUAUUAGCCUCAUACUUGUUAACUGUCAUCAUAUUAAUGACACCUUUUCUUUGAUAUAAGUAAUGCUACUAUUAAUACACUUUUUCAAAUUCCUUUGUGUGGUAUUUGAGGACAUCCUCAAAGUUAGAUUUGUUUCCUCUUCAAAUAAAGCCAUUUUGUGGGCAUGCAAGUCUUUGAGAAAUGGUUUU